AUGGACCAAACGGUAGAUCUGGAAGAAGUCGCGAAGCUUGUAAAAAAAAGAGAUUUCAAAGGCCUUGAUCGUGUGCUGUCCACUGCUAAGGGUAUAAGUGCCCUAGACCUCAAAAAGCUUGCCAAGUUGUCUGACUCUGCAAGGAUCCAGGCUCUUAUAGAGAACAAGUACUCAGAAGUUGUAAAGCAUCAAGUGGAGGGAGGAACCAAAGACGAGGCGGGAAUGACCGGGAAGGCACCCUCUCCACUAAAAAGCGAUGCUGACUCUUCUUCGGCUCUUGAGGAGGUUGCGACAGGCGACUCACAAAAGGACAGGUCUAUUAAAAUGUUUUUCGAUGCUAUUAAAACAAAUAUUUCCGAUUGUAACAAUGCGUCUGCUGCAUUGCUUGCGAGGCAGAUAACUAUCGAAAUAUUUGGACGAAACCCAUCGGAUAUCGCAAAGCUUAUACGAAGUAAGUGCUUGAACUUGAAAGACAAGAACAAUCCUGCUCUCUGCAGAAGAGUCUAUAAUGGAGACAUCUCGCCCUCAAGAUAUGUCGAUAUGUCAUCGGAGGAAAUGAAGAGUGAAAGCUUGAAAAACGAGGAGGUCAAGAUGAUAGAAGUCAGUCUCUAUGAGUGCCAAAUCCCAACUCAGAAGGCAGAAACCGAUAUAUUCAAAUGCAGUAAGUGUGGAGAAAGAAAAUGCUCUUAUAGGCAGUUACAGACCAGGUCUGGAGACGAGCCCAUGACUACCUUUGUUACCUGUGAAUGCGGAAACAAGUGGAGAUUUUGCUGA
Molecule: messenger RNA, 774 nt
Organism: Encephalitozoon cuniculi GB-M1
Lineage: Eukaryota; Fungi; Microsporidia; Unikaryonidae
Product: transcription elongation factor DST1
Exons: 1
Coding region: 1-774 (257 amino acids)
Biological process (GO): DNA-templated transcription
Cellular component (GO): nucleus
Molecular function (GO): zinc ion binding; nucleic acid binding
Source: RefSeq, marked provisional